UAGUUAUUUGUGCUUAUUUUCCCGUCAUAUACUUCUUAAGCCCUGUUAUAUUUGUGACAUGCCUAAGUGGUGGUGUUGAUGACAAUACAUGUUGUGUUCCCGUUUAUUAUUUCUUAUAUGUUUAAUUUUAAAUAUAUUAGAGGGUGCACACGUACGCCUUGCUCUCAUACCCUCUAGUAAGUGAAAGUUACGAUUAUUUUGGAUAAAAAACAAUCUUCUCGCUCUUCCUCUUCCUCCUUAUCCUACUGGACGUUGGCUCCAUAAGCAAAUUUCUCCACCUCAUUUUGUCAUUGGCCAUGCUUUCUGGAAAGAAUCGCAGUAUCUUAUGAUGCACUUCUCCCAUCGAACACGAGGUCUUCCCGCUUAUUUCUCCACCAAACUUUUUCUAUCAACUUCUUUCUAGCGAUUCUCUCAUUUCCCAUUUUGGCUACAUGUCCAAACCAUGAUAAUCUCUGUUUGACAAUACUAGUUUCAAUCUGUUUUUAAUCUGUAAGGCUGUGUUUAUCUGUCGUAAGACCUCAGUAUUCCGGAUCUUGCUAGCCAUGAUAAGUUACAGCGCAUCUCAAAUGCCUCAAUUUGCCUUUAUCCUCUGCUUUUAUUGUCCAAGUUUCUGCACCAUAAAUAAGGACUGGAAACACUAAAGUAUGGAGCAGCUGUACUUUUGUUUUUCUAGUGAUAUUUUUGUCACUCCAUAUUUUUUUGUACUUUUUCGAGUGCUACUGAUGUCAGACUAUAAGCCUACUUGUGAUUUCUGUAUUUGACUCAUUUUUUAGGUGAAGGUAACACCAAAUUUUUGCCCAUUCUCUAAUGUGGUAUGAGCAAUGUUGAUUUUGGUUUUAACAUGAUCUUCAUUAUUUGUGAAGAACAUCACGUUAAUUUUUGAGAAAACCCAACAACAAUGUGUGAGGACCCAGUAGCAAUCGAGUGCCAGACCAUAGCCGGUCAACCAUAUACGUCAACUGGUGAAGUUGUUACCUGCAGCCUCUCCAUUGGUCUCACGUGUAGGCUGUCUGAAAAUGGAAACUCCUGCACUGAUUACAGAGUUCGGUUCUUAUGUCCAGAUGACACAAUACUUUACAAUCAUCAUUGCUACAAGUUUGAAAGUACUGCUACAACAUGGAACGAUGCGAGGGAAUUGUGCGAGAGUUUCUCUUCACAGUUGAUUACGAUCAACACUGAAGAGGAGCUAGCUUACUUCACUGCUAUCGGACAUACUUAUGACCCUUUCCCAAAGAUAUGGACAGGGAUGAACGACAUUGCGGAGGAAGGGCAUCCAGUCUGGCUGACCCAUGAACAACCGACCUAUAACGAGUUUAAAGAUAAUGACGACCCAAAUAAUAUGGAUUGCUUUCGUAUCGGCAACGCUGGUAAAAAUCGUUACGACAGUUGUAAUGAAGAGUUUGGAUACGUUUGUGAAGCUUCAAGUAAUAUCUAUGAAAGAUAUUCAAUAGCUGCUAGGAAGAAAUCACCAGCAGCCGGACACGUAGUCAGCUGUAUGUUGGCAGUAAGUUCAGGGGCAUGCUCAAUGGAAUGCAGCAAACUGGAAUCGUGUGUUUCAUUUUCGUAUAAUAGUUCUACAAACGACUGUAUAUUGAGCAGUAGUUCAGGUCAAAGUGCAGAGCUGGAGGAUGUUGAAAAUGCUAACUUUUAUGUCGUGACAUCAACUGCAGAGAUAUGCAAAUCAUUUACAUAAUCACUAAAUGACCAAACAAUACACUAGUGUUGUUAGUAUUGUAUUAAUUUUUCUAGCCAAAAGCAGUCGAUCGUAUACAUUAAUUUCUUCCAAUUUUUAUUAUAAUUAAUAAUUUAGCUGCAUGUUCAAGCAUGGCCUACGUUCUGGGGAGGAUGUAGGUCAGGAGGGGAGGGGUGUACAGAUAGUGCGCUAUUAUGAAUCCUUUUGUACUGUAUGAUUGAUAUGAGCAUACUACUGGUAAGAAUUUUAAGAUGUGAGAGUACAAUUUUCAGGCACAUACCGGUCCACAUUCUCUAAAUGUUCGCAUCUUAGCCCCAACCCCGUUGGGGCUGAGGUGGCAUGGUAUGGACGCUCACGCACUCCCUAUCGCCAAUGCAGGCUAUCUAGUUAAGACCUAUAUACGCCAAUGGAACGAUGGAAAACUAGCUAAAAAUAUAUAUUUGUCAAAUUAAU
Messenger RNA from Anneissia japonica, 2146 nucleotides. Its product is annotated as C-type lectin mannose-binding isoform-like. The coding region runs from base 899 to 1693 and encodes 264 amino acids. The transcript has 4 exons. The record is from RefSeq and is a predicted model, not a curated record. Lineage: Eukaryota; Metazoa; Echinodermata; Crinoidea; Comatulida; Comatulidae.